Molecule: messenger RNA, 5949 nt
Organism: Porites evermanni
Lineage: Eukaryota; Metazoa; Cnidaria; Anthozoa; Scleractinia; Poritidae
Source: the annotation of a GenBank genome assembly
AUGUUUGGUUCUUCCAGGUCAGGUGAUAUAACUAAACUAAACACCAUGGCGAUAGUAAUGACAACAAAUGAAUCCCUCAGUAGCAAAGGAGUAUUGAGUGAAAGGAUCCACAGAGCUGCUGGUCCAGAGCUGUUACAUGAGUGUAGAUCACAGUUACUUGGUAUGAACAUAGUUUCCUAGAUAAAUAAUUAUUGUUAUUAUAGUAUAGUUAAAUCAAGUUUUUUGGAGUCCAGUUUUCCCAACACACCAUAAGCAUACAUUUGAGGAAUACCAUAUAAUACCACCCUGUUUAUGGUCAAAACAUUGGAAGGAUUUCUAUUACACUCAGGGCUGCCAUUAAGAUUUUGAAUUGUCAGGUUAAUACACAAGUAGGUGGGGAAUUAAGCAACUGGCAAUUUCUUUUGGUUCUAUAUUUUUUAAUAGCCAGGGGAAAUCCCCAGCCCCAUCCUUAAAAUUAUAUAAAUAACAGCCCUGAUUACCUCUAGGCCAUAAAGUGUUACAAGGGAGGAACUCUCACUAGUCUCUCAAACUUCUAGGUAGUAAUUUGCUCCAACACUAACUGCCCUCUCACAGUCAAAAACUGGUUUUUCCCCACCAUGUUUGAAACUCCUGACAAUUUGAACUGAUUUGUUUUUCCGAAGAUGGUUCUAAAAUUGUGGAUUCCGCCAUGCGGUCUUAGUAUUCCAUACCAGAAUACCACAGCAGUCAUAGACUACGAGUAGUCCCCCAUUUUUCCUCAGAGAUAGUAGAGCCUGCGAAACGCGAGCACACGUGAAAAUCACCCCACGUGAGAAAAGGCGACACGCGGCGGGGAGAGAGAAAAAUGAGGGACUACAGACAAAGCCCAAGCUUUUUACCCUUCACGGCCGACUGAUUUUGGAGUGUGAAGUUCAUAUCCCCUUCCAAAUCAAUUAAGUACAUCCAAUUGGAUUCCUUCCCUUAUUGAGCUGUCAUUGCUCUUGUCAUCGGUAAUUAUUGCAAGCAAAAGAAAACCCAGAUGCUAAUUUUCUUUACGGCUGUUUCGCGAGAAGAACUUGAUAGCGGAGCUCCUUGCGCGCGCGAGCGGAGCACCAUGACUAAGAUAAACUACCCAUCCAAGAAAUUUUGGUUAUGACGUCAGCGUACGUCCGUCCGUACAGACUUUCCGGGUAGUGGAAAGUAGUCCGCAUGGACUCUUGGGGUAUGGGAAAGUAGAGAUUUUUUGGCGGGAAAUCGCAUGGCGCAACGGCGCGCAACUGGUUUUGAAAAAAGAAAUUUCAAUGCAACUUAGCAAAAAGAUCUUUCGACAGAGCCUUUAUAACUUUUUAUUACAACUUAAGAAAGCUAUUAUGUCAACAAACAACAGCAGAGAGAUUUUAGCGUGUAGAUCACAGGUUUUAAGCAGAGAGCAAAGAGAAGGUGAACGGCAGAGAGCAAGAGUCAACACGCGUAGAACAAGCGAAGACGAUCGCCAAAGAGAGCGCGUUAGAAGUAGAAGAAGAAGACAACAUUUUAGCGAAGAAAGUCGGCAAGUAGAAAGGGUCAGAGCGAGAAGAAGGAGAGACAAUUAUAAUGAAAAACGCCGGUAAGCAGAACGAGACAGAGCUAGAAUGAACAGACAAAGGCAACGCGAAAGAGAAAUACAAAGGCAAAGAGAACGGCAGCAACAUAAUGGCAUGAUGACAGAAAGUGUUGUGUUAAUGUCACUAUGGCCCCGCGUUAUUAACAUUUUGAUUUCAAACUGAUCUCGGACGCGAAAAUUCAGCCAAUCAUUUAAAAAUACAAGCAGGGAAGACAGAGGCUUUUCACUUUUCUCACCAUAGUCACGCGUUGAUCACGCUCUACGACCGUCCAAUUUUUAUGCUCUGAUUGGUCAAAAUUUGACAGGUGAGUUCAUGCAGAAAAUUUAUACAGCAUCUUGAACCUUGUUUACUUUGACAGCUGAAGCUGACAGAGUAUUUUGUCAACUUGUGAUGUUUUUUACUGUCUUUUCCCACUGGAUGCUUAAAAUGAAAUACAGCUGCUAUCAACAGUCUUCUUUGAUUCAUGGCUGGUUUGUUUAUUGAAUUUUUGGUUGGGAAAUGCGCCGGUUGUCAAAGUUGGAAAUCCGAUUUCGGAUGCAUCGUUUUCGUUUUUCACCUUGCUGGAUGCGGGGUUGAAAAGUCCCUCAAGCGAUUCUGGCCUUACUUGAUAGCUUUCAAGAGCUGCAUCUCGAAUGGUAAGCCUGAGUAAUUAUUGUAUACAGUGUAUGUUUGUUUUUUUAUAUCUAAUUUCAUGAAGUCGAGCGCAGUUUAUGAGGCUAAUUUAUGCACGUUUGUAUUAAGAUCUGAGACAAUGAUCUGAUCUAGUAUAUAUAAGCUUACAGAGCUUUAAAAAGCCUUUAGUCGAUAUUUUCUCUCCGCAUAUAGAAUGAAAAAACGUUCCGAAGAGUAUUUAGUUAUAAUUUUGGCUGUAGAAAGAAAGCUUUGAGCGAUUUUCUUGCCUCGAGUUCAUCUCUGAAAACAGUAAACACCAGGAAGCCGGCUAAAAGCUUUAGGCUUAAGCGUAAAGACUCAGGAUUUUUAGAGACGCUUUAAUACUUGUCUUCGUGAAUGAAAAUUGUUGUCUCUGUAAAUGUUUCACCGAAUUACAUUUCUUUUAUUGAUUGUUAGUAGUCUCUUGCAAUUGCUUUGCUGUUUGUUUUCAGUCGUUCACAGACAACGCUUGCAGGAGUACUCAAAAUGCGCGCGUUUGUACAUCGUUAUAAAACCAUUAAAUAAAAAAAAAAAUAAACAAUAAAUUCUUUAUUAUGUUGAAGCGUAACUCUUUUAAUGUUCACUGAAAAGUUGGCGCUUGUCAAAAGUGACAACCGGCUGGCCGUGUAGGUGAUUUUGGAAAUUUUUUGAACGGUUUUGCUAAAAGCCCACGCGUGCUUCGUACGGUUCUGAAUAUUGAAUGAAUGCAAUUUGUCUUGAAAAAUUGUGAAAUACUGCAUUCGGUCUGAGGUCUGUAUGAUAAAAACAGCGCCUCAUAUUACUGUUUCACCUCAGAUGUGAUGCAUAAAAAGUAUGAAAUGUUGGUUUACACACUCCCAGAGUUGUUGGCAAGAUUUUUUUAAGUAGACUUGUCGAACGCAAAAAAUUUGGCCUGAUUUGUUUUUUCCAUGAAUUCGUUUUCCAGGCCUAAUCUACUGUGAUCAAGAGCUAUUAUGGCUCUUAAAUGUGAUCGACGAUGAUUGCUAUUUUUUGGGUGUAUAUAUACCGGCUAUCAAUUCGAUGAAAGAUUUUUUUUCACUCUAAAAUCACUUAGCCUUAGCUUUCCCUAAAAAGUCACAUAUGUGCCAUUAAGUUAACUGAUUUGUGGAUUACAAGUUUAUUGUUUGAUUUAAAUCAUAAAUUUAUAAAUGGGAGCUUCACUUUUAGCCCUGGCUAAAUCUAUAUUAGUGUAGGCAACACACGACUUUAACUCAUGGCAAAAUGCUGCUUGUUCCAAUGAAUUUUUUUUCUCUGACGGGUAGAUUGUGCUCUGGAGGAAAACGUUUUGACUGAGCAAAUGUGAUUUUUGCCCCUUAUUUCAUACUGAGAGGUCGUGACAUGCAUAUUAAUUUUCUGCGGUUAUUGUUUAUGGUCGGCAUGAUUUGCCCUCUGAUGCAAGAGCAUUUCCUUUGACCUCUUUUGAAAAGUAACGUUCUUGAAUGCUGCUAGAUAAGGGUUUUGGGUUGUUUAAUUUAAAUUGUGAUUGUGUCGAGUGUUGAUAACGGCUGGCGCAUUUUUGACAGAUGUUGACAGAUUUCCAUGGAGGAGCCAAUCAGAGUUUUGCAUUGUGAGAGCAGCGUAUUAGUUCAAAAGCUUGGGCUUUGUCUGUAGUCCCUCAUUUUUCGCUCUCCCCGCCACGUGUCGCCUUUUCUCGCGUGGGGUGAUUUUCACGCACUCUCGCAUUUUACACGCUCUACUAUCCCUGAGGAAAAAUGGGGGACUAAUCGUAGUCUACACCAGUCAAUGGACAGUGUAGUUUCUUUUUCUAUACAAAAUUUGUUUUAAAAAAAGUGAAAAAUGGUAACAGAGAUGCACUGUAGUAGUCAAAACAGUACUGUCACAAUGAUAAUCAAUUAGUUGUCAAGAAUUCCUGUUUAUUAUUUUUUCUAGGUUGUAGGACUGGAGAGGCUAAAAUAUCAAAAGGAUAUAGUUUACCAGCUAGGUGAGUGAGUUGAUAGGAUGGUACCGGAGGCUAAUGUGGGCAUUUUUUUUGUCAGUUUUAGCUGUAUGAAAGUAUCAAAAGCAUUAAUAUUUUAAUGAAAAUAAAGUGAAAUGUUUGGAUGCAAGUCAUAAGUGAAUGGGGAUUAAAAAAUUACAUCUUCUUUCGCAUAACUAUUAAGGAGUUCGUGGAAUUUUUGAAAAGUUAGGGUGUGGUUGAAAUUGCCAUUUUGGAUAAAAUUGCCUCUAAAUUCAAAAGGAUUACGUGUAAAUAUUCUUCAAAAUAAAAAGACACACAUGUACUAUAGAUCCAUAAAAGAAAGAUUUACAGAGCAGAAAAUAUUGAAUCUGGACAAUUUUAGGGCAAUUAAAAACAAAAAAACUAAAUCUGGUGUGAAUGCACUACCUUGUCACUUCCAAAAUACAAAGCAGACUGUAGAGCCUUGCACUGCCAAAUUUUGUCAUCUUGUCUAGAUAAGGCCUGCUAAGUUUUGUGGCAACUGAAUGAAUCUUUUAGGAGAAAACUAUCAAACACUGCCUGCCACAGGCUUAAAAGAAGAGUUUUUUACUUGCACUAAAACUAAAAAUCAUGUUUGUUGACUUGGUCGCCAUCUUGGAAAAGUGUGUAAUAAAGUUUUCAAAUGGAAAAACUCAAAAUACUUCCCUAUAUAUGGUCAUGUUCACCAUAAAUGGCUGGCUAUUUUUCCCGCAAAACCAAUCAAACGUGCAGGUAUAAAAAAAAUGACCUCCUUUUGCUUCACAAUGAUGUCCUGGAGUGUUGAGGGUCUGUUACUUUCAAGGUGUCUGAGUUUCACCAUUUCAGGCUUGAUGUUGAUGUACACUGUAGCUCCUUGAAGCAAAUUUACAGCAAGUUUUGUGGUAAUUAGGAUUGUUUUUGAGGUACAAAUUUCCAUCACAGAAAUUAUAUGUAUUGUGAAUACACGAAGUACAUGUAAAAUUGUUAAACACAAAGUACAUGUAAAACAUUUAAACUGUACAUGUAUGUACACUGUACUUGAAGUCUUUGAAGAAAUAUUUUCUCUAGAUCAGUUUAUUCAUUAUCUGCUUAUUCAUUAAUAUCUGUGUACUGUGAAAACUAUUAUGUUUUAAGUACAUUUAGAAUUUAAACCUGAGUUUCCUUCUCUUAUUGAUAAUAUUAAGGCUAGGAAACAUACAAAUAAGUUAAAUCAAAGUUAAAUACAGUGGAACCUGGAGAUAACAAAGGGCCAAGCUUAAGGGACUGACAAAAUCUGUUCAUCAUAACAAGGUUUUGUUAUCUCCAGGUUCUUUUCCAUAUAUUUUAUUAUUACUGGGGCAAAAAAUGUUGUUUGUUAUGCCGAGGAAGUCCUUUGUUAUAUAGAGGUCGGUAAUAUUGAGGUUACACUGUACUGGUUAAACCCAAGAAUGGAUUUGAACCAUGUACAUGUACCUGAAGCACAAAAAGUGCUUAAUAGAUGGAAUUUUAACAGUUUUGGAUUUUGCAUAGCUCUGACUAGUAGCUUUCAAAUAUGCAAGUAAAAUCUUAGAUCGAUAGCUUCACAAAGAAGUUUUUUUCCUGUGGAUGAUGAUGAUGAUGAUGAUGAUGAUGAUGAUGAUUUUUAUUUUUUUUUGUGAAACAUUUGCAUUGAGGUAAUUUGAAUUGAAUAAUAAUAAUAAUAAUAAUAAUAAUAAUAAUAAUAAUAAUAAUUGUUCUUGUCUGGUGUGUAGAUAUGUUAUCCAUACUGUGGGACCAAGAUACAACAUAAAAUACAAGACUGCAGCUGAAAGUGCGCUCUUCUCUUGUUAUAGAAGUGUCAUG